UUCUGAAAUCCAUCGUGAUUACCGUCCGCGAGUCGAGGAAUACGCGUGUGUUUCGAGGGAUGCCAUUUCAAGUGUCGUCAGUGUAACCGAUUCUCUAUGGCGACGAUGACCUCUCGGAGAAUUGUGUCCCGAUCGUUGAUCCUCUGGCUGAUGGCUCUGGUCGCGUGCCCUUGCGUCGGUGAAAAGCUGUCCCCGGAUCAAAAGGCACCUCAGUUCGCUCGUGGUUCCGGUGGGUUGAUCCUGAACACGCCGUUCGAGGACAACAAAGCCCGUAACCGACCGAUCCCCAGUGCCGCGAACACGGAGGAUGGGGUGCAGAGAGAGGAAACCGAGACGUUGAAGGAAGUGGAUGGCGAACUGGUGCGCGUCGUGAAGGGAAGCUUCGCCUACAAAAGUCCCGAGGGGCUUCCGAUCUCCGUCAAGUACGAGGCCGACGAGAAUGGGAAUAGAGCGAGCUUCAAGUUCGGCACCGGCGUGGCGGGUGGCUUGGGUCCAUCUACGCGUCCUUCAGGGCCACAGGCAGGAGGAGGUAACAAUGGUCGGGGCGGACAAACCGGGUCAGGAUCGAAAGGAUCGAAGAAGGAUGACUCGUACCUUCCACCGAACAAAGACGUCGAUAGAAGCUAUCUUCCGCCAAAAUAGAACCCCUUCUACGCGCGAUGCUCGUGCCAAACGGAAGAUCUGUCGUUGGUAAAUCGUUUUGGGAAAUUUUUCUCGGUGCACUUGCGGCGAAAGGUGUACAAUCGGUGGAAGUUAUACGUUAGAUAACCGUGGACGUACCGAACCGGUAAAUUAACUUCAUUGAAUCAACAAGUGUUCCCCCCUUUUUUCAACGAACCGUCAUUUCGCGCUAAUACAGAGGCUAUUAAGCGUUCAAGCUCGUCGACGUGACGCCUACUUUUGUAUUUCUCAAACGAGUCAUAUCGAGGAAGGAAAGACUAAAAAAUUUAAUAUU
Messenger RNA from Dufourea novaeangliae, 955 nucleotides. RefSeq lists its product as uncharacterized. The transcript is spliced from 3 exons. The record is from RefSeq and is a predicted model, not a curated record. NCBI's taxonomy places the organism in Eukaryota, Metazoa, Arthropoda, Insecta, Hymenoptera, Halictidae. Bases 97 to 642 code for a protein of 181 amino acids.